This is a messenger RNA of Rotaria sordida, 2046 nucleotides long. The record is from the annotation of a GenBank genome assembly. Lineage: Eukaryota; Metazoa; Rotifera; Eurotatoria; Philodinida; Philodinidae.
AUGGUCACACGCUGUCUAUUUGGUAUAUUUGUUUUUGGAACAAAUUCAGAUUUAAUUUAUCGAUUUUUAACUGAUGAUUUAUUUGAAUAUUUACAUAAAUGUUUUAUUGAUCGAGGUUAUACAUUUAAGGAAAAUUUAACAGAAAAUAAGGAUGUAAAUCAAGAAAUUGAUUUUUCAAUUGAUGAUGCUAUUGUACAACAUUUUUCAAUAUUAACAAGUUUUCAUUCACAAACAUUAUAUCGUAAUAGUUCUAUUAAACGAAUAACACUUAAAUCAAAUAUGGAAUUAUUUUUUGAUCAAAUUGGAGAAAGUAAAAUAAUAUGUAUGGCUGAUGAGUCGUUUAAUACAAUUGUUGUACUUAAAACAAUCAAUUUAUUCAAAGCAUUAAUUAAAUUUCAUAUAGGUGUUUUACCAUUUACAAAAUCUAAAACUAUUGAUAAAUCAAUCGAUCGAAUAUCUUCAUCAGUUCAAUAUUAUUUGAAUAACAUAACAACAAAUCAAGCACUCGUUUUUGAGAGUUGUGAAUAUUUACAUAUCAAUUCAUUAAUUCGUCAACAAUGUCUUGAAGCUUGUACAAUUAUUAAUCAUGAUGUUCAAUCUUGGCUUAAUACUUCACCAACACUUGUACUUAUCACAUGCAAAGAUAAAAUUGUUUAUAUGUAUACAAGUAAUGAUCAAAAUCGGCCAAGUAAUAGUGAUCUUUUUCUAUUAGUACUUAAUAAUAUAAGUCGAUCAUUACGUAAUCAAUUUCAAUUACAACAAAAUAAUUCAUCAAAUAAAAUGGCUCAUAUAUUUGAAAUAAAGAUUGAUAAAAAUCAUCAUAAUUUAAUAAAUUCAACAGAAGAUAUUCGUACUACACAAACUCGACGAACAUAUUCAUUACCAGCUUUUCCUCAAUUAGAAUCAAUAAAAAUACAUGAUAAUCAUCUUAUUGAAGUUGUAUUUAUGAAAACAUCAAAUAGAAUUCUUGCACCAUUUACUAUGUAUACCAUACCAUUAACAGAUGAAAUUUCUGCACUUAUUCUUAUUGAAUGGAAAAGUAGUUUAGCUUGUUCAUAUUUAUCUGAACUUAUUCGUCAACUUGAUUCAUCUACAAAUCAACUACAAUUUGCAUAUAGUCGUUUAAAUAAUCUUAUUAAACCUAUAGAAAAUAAUCCAACAAUUCGACGAUAUUUUGAAAGUAAAAAAUUACCAUUAAAUAUAUUUUCAAAUAUAUUAAAUGAAACAAAAUUAAUUUAUAAAUCCUUAAUAAAAAGAACAGAUGUUAUCAAUGAAAAUGAUCAAAAAGGUUAUAAAAUUUUAAAAAAUUUAUCAAAGAUGAGUGAUUAUUCAAUUGAUAUAUUUCAUCAUUUAUUUUUUGAUACAAAUGAAUACGUUCUUUUGAAUAAUAAUAAUAAUAAUAAACAACAAACUAAUUUAUCAAUAAAUGAAAAUAAUUUAUUUGAACUAUCACCAAUGAUACAAAUUCUUCGAAAUAAAUUAUCAAUAAAAUUAGAAGAUUGGUUUUCAUUUAUUGAAAUCAAAUCUCAACGAAAUAUUACAAUGAGCUUUUGUUAUAAUGAUUUUCCUGGUCUUGUACAUUUUGCACUUAUUGAUCGUUUACGUGGACAUAUUUGUACACCAACAUUAUAUACUGAUGAUAAUCAACAUCAUUUAAUGACAACUAAUAAUAUGAAUGGAAUGGAACAAUUUUUAGAAAAAAAAAUAUUAAAUUUUGAAUUAAAAUGUCUUUCAGCACUUCAACGUGGUUGUACAUCAUAUACAAUGACUGAUGAACAUUUUACGUAUAAUUAUACAUUACGUUUACAAGAGAGUAAUGGUGCAUCCAUGCGACUUUACAAACCAUUUGUGAAAUCUCAACCACCUGGUAUUUUACAUUAUGAUUUUUACAAAGCAUUGGCUUAUGAAAAUUAUUCUUCUAUUGUUGAUCAAACAUCACUAGCAUGUUUUGAAUUGAUUUGUGUACAUCUACGUAUUGUGCCAUCAAGUAAUGUUCGUGAACAAUGCGAACAACUUUGGCCAAGACUAAUGGAACUUGAUGAAUAA